AUGCCGGAGGAGGGCUGGGGCUGCACGGUGCGCCGCUCGCCGUGGAAGACCGUCUCGCCCUACGUCUUCUCGGUCAUCCUCUUCGCUGUUUUGGCCGCCUUCUGCUUUCAGCAGCCGCCGCGGCUCGAGGGACGUGAGGGGGACAUAGCCGAGCUCCAGCUGAACCUCACAGGUCCCCGGCUGGACCCCAGGCUGUGCUGGCAGGCGGACCCAGCCUUGGGCCGCUCCUUCCGGCAUGGACCAGCGUUGGUCAACGGGCAGCUGCGGGUCGUUCGUGAUGGCUUCUACAGGCUGCACAUCCAGGUGACACUAGCCAACUGCUCCUCUGUGUGGACCACGGUGCCUCCCAAGGCCACUCUGAUUGUGGGCAUCUGCUCCCCAGACACCCACAGGAUCAGCCUGCUGCGCCUGAAUUUCCACCAGGGCUGCACUGUCACCUCCCAGCGCCUGACAUUCCUGGCCUUUGGGGACACCCUCUGCACCAACCUCACCCUGCCUCUGCUGCCUUCCCAAAAUGCUGAUGAGACCUUCUUUGGCAUUCAAUGGGUGCAUUCUGGUCAACGUUCCUGAUUGGUUUAUUUGAUCUUUUUGUUUGUUUGUUUGUUACUAUUUUCCCCAUUUUGGGAGGAUGGGGAGGCAGGGCUGAGUGUGGGACCCAGGGCUUCCUACCGGAUGCUAGGCAAGCUCUGUAUUUUUAGCCACAUCCCCAGCCCUUAUUUUGAAACAUGGUCUCACUGAGUUGUCUUCUCAGGCUGGCCUCAUACUUGCCAUCCUUCUGCCUCAGCCUCAGGAGUCCUGGGAUUAUAGGACUUGCUCCCUGGUACCAGCUCCUCCUUGAUACACCUGUUGGAUAGGCAGACAGCUUCCUGGGAUGGACAGGAGCUACCUCACCAGCCCUGCUCAAAGCUAAAAAUAAGAGCAGUGCUGUAGCAUAUCACCUCCCAGAGGAUCCUAAGACACACAACGACUAACUGUCUUGGGAGAGUUAUUGGAAAGAAAAAUAUAAUAAAUAGAAAAUAAGAAAAUGUAAAUAAAGUG
This is a messenger RNA of Ictidomys tridecemlineatus (thirteen-lined ground squirrel), 1038 nucleotides long. RefSeq names its product CD70 molecule (gene Cd70). NCBI's taxonomy places the organism in Eukaryota, Metazoa, Chordata, Mammalia, Rodentia, Sciuridae. Gene Ontology annotation, molecular function: tumor necrosis factor receptor binding. The record is from RefSeq and is a predicted model, not a curated record. Gene Ontology annotation, biological process: immune response; tumor necrosis factor-mediated signaling pathway. Gene Ontology annotation, cellular component: extracellular exosome; plasma membrane.